UUCAACUCCAUCAUUUUGCAUUUCGGGUAUCAUAUCCUCAACGCUAGAUCAACGACCAGUCUCAGCACUCGUUCUCACCAAAACACAACCGCCUAUUACGUCUCCAUGCGCUUGAAGCUUAGCUCCUCGAGCCCACGUCCGUCCUUGGGCUAUGGAAUUCCCAUCCUCCACAAUUUCGGUGAUCGACUCGUAAGACACCUGACCGAAUCUGGCGAUACACCACUUUCAGGGACUCUGAUUUUAAAUCAUACCGCCGACCCAUCCAUUCCUCCUUGGUCGAAGGUCCUGUCGGGAUGCGAGUGCUUUCUGAUGGGUUUGAACCAUCCAUUGCGGUCAUCUUGGUCGAUGAAGCCAACAAAGGAGAUGAAUAGCUCUAAUUUUCUAUCCUUCUUGUCUAUGGAUAGAAUAGCUAUCAUAGGUAUCUGCAGAUUGUUGCAGGAGUGUCCUGAUCGUGGGGGCACAUCAAGACGUUUCCUGGAUUCUUGGGGGUUGAUGCUAUGGAUGCCUACAAUGGGGCUCGGAGUCGGCCAGGACCGCAACAUCGGACUCGGUACAGUUGUAGGCAGCUACAAGGUCGAGAUGAUGGUGGCGUUGUUUGGGGGGGAGGUUCAAGCUAGUCGGUUUCUUGGGGAGUUUCUCCUUGGAGAUGCCGAUCUACUUGUCGACGGUACCGGUAAAGGCGCUGUUGAGGGUGAUCUUUUGAAUCCUUGAUAUGCUGAUGACGGGCUUUCAUGAAGACGGGGAUUAACGCCUCAAUAUCGUCGGGUUUCAGGGGGGAGAUCACGGCCCAUACCAACGAGAUGAAGUCCCAGAAGUCUCAGAAGUGAUGAUGCUGGCGCAAGCGUUUAAAAACAUCCUCAUGCACAAGGCAGACUCUGAACACGUUCAUAGUGCGAUUCUAGAUGUUUCCUGCAACGACGGUCAUGUCGAGAGAAAUCGCAUUCAAUGGAAAAAUCAACGGUGUUGGCGAGCAUGGAGUAGUUUUUAGGUCUAUCCAGAAGCUUUUCAGUCCGCGCUCAGUUGCUAUGUGGCCAUAGUCGUAGAGGAAAAGGUCUGGCCGAUAGGUUUCGGGAGAAUCCUCG
Pseudomassariella vexata is the source of this 1082-nucleotide messenger RNA. RefSeq lists its product as uncharacterized. The annotation marks the transcript as partial. The transcript has a single exon. Lineage: Eukaryota; Fungi; Ascomycota; Sordariomycetes; Amphisphaeriales; Pseudomassariaceae. The record is from RefSeq and is a predicted model, not a curated record.